This is a messenger RNA of Diaporthe batatas, 510 nucleotides long. RefSeq lists its product as uncharacterized. The record is from RefSeq and is a predicted model, not a curated record. The coding region runs from base 1 to 510 and encodes 169 amino acids. The transcript is spliced from 3 exons. Lineage: Eukaryota; Fungi; Ascomycota; Sordariomycetes; Diaporthales; Diaporthaceae.
AUGAAUAACAGAUGGUUCCUCACGUUUCUAUCAAUCAUCAGUCGCUUGGCGUUGGCAUCGCCGGUGUCUCCGGCCGCUUCCGUAGCCCAUCGUCUACACCCAACCAACCGGGCUGACGUGGAACCCGUCGUCGCAACAGCUGAUGCCCGCCUGUGCUCCGGGAGCAACCAGAGUAGAAUUUCUUUCGAUUGUAAACAGCUCGCAAAUGAGACCAAAAUUCUCGCCGACACGCAGGGCAAUUUCUCCGAGCCUUGCAACGCCGCCGCGACCGAGUUUACACUAUUCGCGGGCUACGGUGAUUGCACCAUGUGGUUCGAAUGUCCGAGUUCAAUCGACAAAAUUGCAAACUUUGGAUAUGGAGAUGUCGCCGACAUACUCAAUCUGGCGACCAGCGCACUGGAGUACUCAGGUGCAUCUACAAACACAAGCAUUACAUCAUCAAGUGCCUCAAUGAGUUGCCAGUCUCACCAAAUGAACUGGCUUGUAGCGUUCAAUGGCAGCCAGGGUUGA